UAAAAUAUUCUCCUGAAAUUCAUCACCAACAACCGGGAUAUUUAACAAGAGCAAUGUUAAACUGCUGAAAGAGUUGAAGCACCAGCCAUCCAGAAGAAUCUCCAGAACAUACACAAAUUGCUGCAUUUAACAGACAAAUGAAGCCAAGUCCCGACAUGGAGAAACAUCAGCACUCUGUCAAGAGUUUUACUAAACAGAGUAAUCUCAAAAAACACCAGCGCAUUCACACAGGAGAGAAACCGCAUCACUGCUCAGACUGUGGGAAGAGUUUUACUGAACGGAGUAGUCUCAAAAAACACCAGCGCAUUCACACAGGAGAGAAACCGUAUUACUGCUCAGACUGUGGGAAGAGUUUUACUGAACGGAGUAGUCUCAAAAAACACCAGCGCAUUCACACAGGAGAGAAACCGUAUCACUGCUCAGACUGUGGGAAGAGUUUUAAUCAGCAGUGUAAUCUCCGAAAACACCAGCGCAUUCACACAGGAGAGAAACCGUAUUACUGCUCAGACUGUGGGAAGAGUUUUACUCAACAGAUCAAUCUCCGAAUACACCAGCACAUUCACACAGGAGAGAAACCGUAUUAUUGCUCUGACUGUGGGAAGAGUUUUAAUCAACAGAGUACUCUUCAAAUACACCAGCGCAUUCACACAGGAGAGAAACCGUAUUACUGCUCAGACUGUGGGAAGAGUUUUACUGAACCGAGUACUCUCAAAAAACACCAGCGCAUUCACACAGGAGAGAAACCGUAUUACUGCUCAGACUGUGGGAAGAGUUUUAAUCAGCAGUGUAAUCUCCGAAAACACCAGCGCAUUCACACAGGAGAGAAACCGUAUUACUGCUCAGAUUGUGGGAAGAGUUUUACUCAACAGAGUAAACUCAAAAAACACCAGCACAUUCACACAGGAGAGAAAUCUCCAUCUUAGAUCAGUUUGAAGGCAAUUAAAAGGCAAAUCAUAAGUCUUUUGGACACAAAUGUUUAACCUUGUCAAUAAACUGAAUUUAACAAUGGAUUUUACAGGUUCAGCAAAAUUAAUCUUAAUCAUCGA
Messenger RNA from Astyanax mexicanus (Mexican tetra), 1046 nucleotides. Its product is annotated as zinc finger protein 239-like. The transcript has a single exon. Bases 138 to 923 code for a protein of 261 amino acids. Gene Ontology annotation, molecular function: RNA polymerase II cis-regulatory region sequence-specific DNA binding; DNA-binding transcription factor activity. Lineage: Eukaryota; Metazoa; Chordata; Actinopteri; Characiformes; Acestrorhamphidae. The record is from RefSeq and is a predicted model, not a curated record. Gene Ontology annotation, biological process: regulation of transcription by RNA polymerase II.